Penicillium daleae is the source of this 231-nucleotide messenger RNA. RefSeq lists its product as uncharacterized. The record is from RefSeq and is a predicted model, not a curated record. NCBI's taxonomy places the organism in Eukaryota, Fungi, Ascomycota, Eurotiomycetes, Eurotiales, Aspergillaceae. The coding region runs from base 1 to 231 and encodes 76 amino acids. The transcript has a single exon.
AUGUCCGUCGCCUGUGAUGAUGUCCUUACUCAACAAGUCCAACACCGUAGCCAUCACUUCGCUUAUCGCGCGCAACAGCCAUCUCGAGCCCCGUGCAUCCCUCAAAGUACCACAACUAUAUUGCGCGAACCAGUAUCUGAUAACAAGCGGACCAAACAGGUCAAUGGUAGCACUGCAGGCACCAACGCCAUCCCACGCGGCAUGCAGCGAACACCGCAUUUGAGCAUAUGA